Molecule: messenger RNA, 2532 nt
Organism: Wyeomyia smithii (pitcher-plant mosquito)
Lineage: Eukaryota; Metazoa; Arthropoda; Insecta; Diptera; Culicidae
Gene: APC4
Product: anaphase-promoting complex subunit 4
Exons: 4
Coding region: 199-2502 (767 amino acids)
Biological process (GO): anaphase-promoting complex-dependent catabolic process; protein K11-linked ubiquitination; positive regulation of mitotic metaphase/anaphase transition
Cellular component (GO): nuclear periphery; anaphase-promoting complex
Molecular function (GO): protein binding
Source: RefSeq, a predicted model, not a curated record
CAGAAUGGCGUCAUUUAUUUCAUGAUUACUUCAUUUUCAUUUUUGAGUAAAUGCGAUUAACCGUGCAGUGGAUAUAAGACAUUUAAGAAGAAUAAUGUUGUAAGUCAAAAUCAAAAACAUCAACAAACCGCCGCAACUUAUUGCAAUGUUCAGUUAUUGUUCAAAUUGUACUUAUUAAUCCAUAUCAGCCGCUUUUUGAUGCUGAUUUAUGGAAUAAAUAAAUCAGCACAGCAUAAAAUGAAGCAAACGGGAAAUAAGAAUGUUGGCUAUCGGGUGGAUAUUUUAAAAUGGAGCGAUCGAAUGGAUUUGUUAGCAGUGGGGAAUGAUAAAGGAGAAGUAAUUUUGCACCGCCUGAAAUGGCAAAAAGUGUGGCAGCUAAGCCCGCCCGAAGAAGGUUUGCGUGUUCGCGCUAUUGCUUGGAGGCCUUUGGAAAAGGUUAUGGCGAUUGCCUACAGUAAUGGAACAGUUCUUUUGAUCAACAUAGAGAACAAAGAGGAAAUCUACAGUUUCAAUGUCAAAUCCGAUAUAACGUGCUUAAGUUGGACGGAAAACACUAGCGAAAUACCCGACAACGAUACUAGCGGCGAUGCAAUAAAUAACCACACUGUCUUUCUUCCUCCGUUACCAAACUUGAACUCAGUCUCGUCAACGGCCAAAUCAGUCGACUACAAUACGGCCAUGUUCUAUUCGAAGCAAAUUCUGAAUCUUCUGGUUCUUGCAACUACGAGUGGAAGAGUUCACCUCUCCGUGUUUGGAAUGUUAGUUUGCUGCGAAAUCGAUAUGUUUGAAAAGCUCAACAUUCGUGACAAAGACGCGGUUAUUAAGGAUGUUAAAAUGAGCUCCGAUUUCAAGCAACUGUUCGUUACAACUCAGCGGGGUUGCGGCGAUAUCGAGUUAUACGUUCUGGAAAAUGAUAUACUGCAAAAAUACUCCACUUCAUUAUUGAACUUGGCCAUCAAACACGCUCAUCUGCUUGGUACUAUGACUUACAUCAAUGAUACAAUCGAAUGUAUCAUUGAAGCGUGGGAAACAGUAUUGCUAGAAAUGGACAAUAAGCUAACCAAAUAUGCUGAUGGAAAAGCAGAAGGUACGAUUUCAGCGGAUUUCUUAGAACUGCUGAUGUUUGGAUGUACUUCCCCCGAUCUGGAGCAAUUUUUGCUUCGUGAUUUAACCGAGAAAGGAUUGAAAAAGUUAGGUAAUAGCAUAGAGUUGAGCUAUUCGACGAUUCAGAAGUUGGUGGUUAAACCAUUACACAUGGCAAUUUGUAGUGUGUUUUAUCAUUUAAACUCACUCCAGGGUAUGAUAAGCAACGUGUUCUACUACAAGCCAAUACUGGGAGAAGUUACGAAUGAGGCAUUGGUCAACUGUGGGGCCUUUUUGAUUAAGGCUUAUGAACUGCAACAGACAAUCGACACCUCAACGAGGGAUUUUAAAAUAUUUUUCCGUUGGUUGUAUAUCGUAAUUGUUCGUCUGAUGGAUGAAACUUUACCGGAAGACAGUCCGUCUGUGACGCAGCAAGAGAUUAACUACUUGGCCGAGUUUCUUGAUAAUUUCGAUGUCACUCAAAACGCAGAUUUUAGCGAAAUUGGAGAUAACUUUGCUAACGAUGAUAAAAAGCGGAAAUUCAAUCUAGAACGUGUUGGUCAAUACUUGGAAGACAAAGUACUUCCAUAUCCAUCCAAAGCCGACGCUUCGAAUCAAUGGGCAAAGCUGCUGGAGCAAAACGAAUGUCUUAAAUCGUGCCAACUGAUAUAUCCCCAUCAUGACAACUACUCGUUAGUUCAACAACAUAACCUGCUUAAAGCCAGCAUCGAUAAAAUCUUCGAAAAUCCUAUCGCCAUUAUCGGUAAAGAUUUCAAGCAGAGAAGUUUUCUUCGGGUACCGAACAACAAAGGCACUGACUUUCAGCGACAAACUGUCACAAGUAUGAGUGAAAGAACUGGACAAGUUACUUUUUUCGGUCUGCUUGAAUCAGAAACCAAUCUCGUCAUAACGGAAUGCAAUUCUUCGUCAAUGCUUCGCUCUGUCCAAUUUUGCUUCGGAGAGAAACCCUAUUUCGAAACACGCAUCACCGCUCUAGGUGAUCUAAGCUUCAGGCACAUUCAAUUCUACGACGAACAAGUCUUGUCCAUACUUUUACGUGGCCAAACGGGGGACGGUCGCACCAGCAGUUAUUUCCUGCAGUUGACUUUGCAAAAAGUGAAAGAACUGCUUGACACGGUUGCCUUCACUAACAAUCAUAUCCUCGUUCCGCACAGCACCAGCUGUCGAACGAUAAACGCUUACACGCUACUAGAGGAAGGCUCCAUUAAAACUGUGGAUGGAUUGGAUGCCGCGUUGAUCGCCGUUUCUGGCACCAGAAAUGUCGCCGCAGUGGUUUCGGAGUCCCUGAAGACGAUCCGUAUCUACGAUAUGGAUGCUCCCGAGGAGGAUGACGAUGUGAUGAGCACAUCGCUAAACAACAGCAGCUUAGAUAAUAGUAAGGAUUCGAUACAAACGUAAUGAAAAAAUAAAAAAAAUAAUUGAGACGAA